AUGCGGCCGCCGCCGUCCGGGCAUAUGGUGAUCAACAUGAAGACCACCAUCACCACACACGGCGCCCACAAUGGAGUCAUAGUUCAAGCCGGUGUUCACUCCGGCUCACGAACUUUACAAAAUGCACAGUGGUAUGUACCUUCUCGAUUUCCGCAAAUAGAUACACCCGGUAGCACCGCUGUACUGCGAACAAUUGUUCCCGGUGUAAGUCAGGAGAAUCUCGCGGCAAGUUGGCCAACUUUGCACGUUGCUUCUAGCUCUCCGCAGCCAGAACGACAGGCAUCACAGCAAGGAAGUUCACCAUUACCGCCGCGAGCAUCGUUUUCUCCACAGCAGAAUUUAUUAUCACGAGAACAUUCACCAGUGCCGCCACGAAUACCGUCACCGGUAUUUUCAUUUAACAGACAAGAUUCGCCACCAGACGAGUUCAUCCAACCGACAAAGGUUACCCUUAAUGUUUUCAAUCUGGGUCGCCCUGAUCCAGUUCGUUACGAGACGAGCCUUCGCCGUUCGAAUGCAGGAAAUGCUGACGCGGUUAUCAGCGACACCGUUACUACUACCACUACCGUCGAGGUGUUCCGAACACCGUUGGAUCCUGCCAAUCCGGAGCGUUUAGUAGCGUUACCUCCACCUCCAGUUCCAAGCAUUGACGAUCGACCCCAGAUGCUUCGUGUCAAUGGUCCCGCCUAUGAGAAGUGGACCACGCAAAGGAUAGAAACGCUUAUCAACGAUCGUCCGAUACAAACAGCAACGCAUCCAGGGAAAGCGGUUCAAUGGAAGAAGACACUAGUUGAGGAACAGGGAGGGGCAAAGAAGGUUACGGUCUACGAUCCUUAUUCUGGUCCUCGGUCACCGUACAAAAAUGCGAUGACCACACCACAACCUCUAGCAUCCCAUCAGAUCCAACUAGCUACAGCUAUCUUUAAUAACAGAUUACUACCGCAUCACGAGGCAAAUAGAUCUGCAUAUCUCGUCCAGUCGCCGACCGAGUUCUCACAAGUCUCUCAUCCCUUCAUAAUCGGCUCUCAGGACGAUCUUAGCAGGUCAACAUACCGAGAAACCACAAUGCAGCCAAAAGUACCUCACUCGACGAGUGAUUUCCACGAUCUGGCGUGCCAUCCUGCGAUUCCUGACUCAAGCGUAGAUUAUCUUAAUCAACAUGAGACUCCGAUUCUCAAUCAGCCAUCGAAUUCCGGUUACGAACAAGUGCGCCGCGCUGCAAAAACUGUUCCUCAUUCUCCUAAGGAUAGCCGUCCAGAAUGUAGAAACUUCCCCAGUGCACACUAUUUCGAGAAGCACCGCACAUGGUUUGAUAAAGUCACAACAUUACCCCCUGAACGACAUCGUUCGAGACGAUCUCAUAGUUCGUACCGAAGACGACGAAACAACGACGAUGAACUACGUCGACAUCGGCAUCGAAGCGAAUCGCCUGUGGAUCAACGACUGUGCAAAGAUCACAGCACACCGUCCAAGUAUAACAACGCAUCUGCUGGCUUCCAAUCUGUGGAAUACGCUUUGCGUCCGGAUCCCAAUCUUUUACCGGGCGCCGGACCGUUACGAGCGAAAUCGCAAGAGAUUUUCAACCUCUACCAAACACGCGACGCCAUGCAGAACGUCGUCGCGCAAUUUGAUACUGUGGGAUACGGUUAUCAUGACGAUCCAGUUCUAUCGCCACUGGCUGAGUCCGAAUAUUCGCUGAUUUCUGAAGUCUCAACGCGGGCCGAUCGCACUCGCUCUGAUGGUUACCUUCGCCCACUACAUCGCACUACUCGUGCGAAGUUACCGGACGAUCUUUAUGGAGAACUGGAGCACAUCUACGAAGAGCUUGACAAUUACCAGUGCAGGACUGUCGAUUCACCAGAGGAAAGCAUAAGCAGUUCAAUACUAAAAGAAGAAGAUAUCAAUGAGCAGUCCGAAUAUGCUAUUAUCGAUUUUGAGGAAAAGAUCAAUGAGAAUUCCGAUGGAAUGAGCAACCAAAAUGGCGAGGAGUCGGACGAUAAUGAUGUGGCGUCACGGAUUCGUCGGGAAGUAGCAAAUUAUGCGCCUCAAACAUCAAUUCGAGUCCGAAAAGCGCAUCCAGAUGGUCUGGUUUUUCCGAAAAUCACGUCUAUCGUUUCGACAUUACCGGAAGUUCCGGAAGAACUUGAAAUCCUGCCACAAGCACCAAACGGAGAGGGCAUUACCCUUACUUAUAUACCGUAUGCGGACGAACCUUCACGAAUGCCGGAGGAGGAAUUACAGCAGACCGAUUUAUUGACAACUAAAGACGAUUCGAAAGUAGCUGUAAUUAGGACGUCAACGGAAGUGAGGGCAGAUCAGCACAGACUGGUGAUUGAAGGGUGGGAGACGUUGAUUUCCGAUUCAGAUGAGGCUUCCUAA
Messenger RNA from Angiostrongylus costaricensis, 2379 nucleotides. The record is from the annotation of a GenBank genome assembly. NCBI's taxonomy places the organism in Eukaryota, Metazoa, Nematoda, Chromadorea, Rhabditida, Metastrongylidae.